Ambispora gerdemannii is the source of this 759-nucleotide messenger RNA. The record is from the annotation of a GenBank genome assembly. NCBI's taxonomy places the organism in Eukaryota, Fungi, Glomeromycota, Glomeromycetes, Archaeosporales, Ambisporaceae.
AUGGCUAAUAGAUUAUCUUACCCUGAUGACAAAAAAACUUUGGAAGCCUUGGGUAACAAUCAUUAUCUAGAAAUUGAUAUUGAUCAACCACCACCAUACGAAGUUGCUUCAUCUUCACGUACUCAAUCGUCUUCCGAACUCAGAAUUCCACAAGAUGAAAUAAAAACACAAAAAAAUGACUGUGCGGCUUCUUUUUGGUCUUCGUUGACCAAUCCUUAUGGAUGGAUUUGUGUUAUUUAUUUCUUGUUUGUCUCGUUCCCAAUUGGUGUUGCUGCGAUUUGUUGGAUUUUGCCGACGUUUGCAGUAGCGAUAGUCUCAAUGCUAUUCCCACCUGUUGGAUAUUUCUUUUGUAUUGGAGUUGCAUGGUCUUGGAGAGCUCUCGCACGUAUCGAAAUAUUCUUCGUGCAAUUGUGUGUCCGCGAAAAAAUCCCCAAACACGUUAUUCCACCAGUCACCAAACUACUACGAGAUCCACACGAAUUGCCCACAGCAACACAACCACGUAAACUAUCAUGGAUAAAAUAUUUCACGGGAAUUUGUUUCGAUCGAUUUACUUGGAUUGCAUUUGUUUACUUUGUCUUUGUGAAAUCUCUCAUCUGCGUCAUCACUUUUGCGCUGACGGUCGCGCUCGUUUGUAUGGCGGGUCUGUUGAUGCUUUUUUGUAUGCCAAUUCUAUUGAUUGCGUGUCGUAAGAUGGGUGAAUGGGAGUUUAAGUUGAUGAGAGCUAUAUUCUUCCCACAGCUUAAAGGAAUGAGUUGA